This is a messenger RNA of Pollicipes pollicipes, 1207 nucleotides long. It is a transcript of the gene Prosalpha7, whose product is annotated as proteasome alpha7 subunit. Gene Ontology annotation, biological process: ubiquitin-dependent protein catabolic process. The coding region runs from base 217 to 978 and encodes 253 amino acids. The transcript is spliced from 7 exons. Gene Ontology annotation, cellular component: proteasome core complex; proteasome core complex, alpha-subunit complex. NCBI's taxonomy places the organism in Eukaryota, Metazoa, Arthropoda, Thecostraca, Pollicipedomorpha, Pollicipedidae. The record is from RefSeq and is a predicted model, not a curated record.
GUCCGAACAGUCACGACUUGUGCUGUCGUGACGGGUGUCGGCGUUACGGUUUGUGCUGGGUGGUGUGCCGAACGUUUUUUUUGCUGCUAUUCACUUGAGCUCUUUGUGUGGCACCUAUAAGGCUACACUGUUUGUGUUGCACAGUAUUCAAGAAAAUAUCAGUGUUUUAGCAGCAGCUUUGGACUCUGCAUAGCAGACAUAAUAUAGGACCCAGAAAUGAGUUCUAUUGGCACAGGGUAUGAUCUUUCGGCCUCCCAGUUCUCACCAGAUGGCCGAGUAUUUCAAGUAGAAUAUGCACAGAAGGCUGUUGAAAACAGCGGGACGGUGAUCGGCCUGCGCGGCAAGGACGGCGUCGUGUUCGCCGUGGAGAAGAUCGUCACCUCCAAGCUGUUCGAGCACUCGGCCAACAAGCGCAUCUUCACGGUCGAUCGGCACGUCGGUCUGGCGGUGGCCGGGCUGAUCGCGGACGCGCGCGCCCUGGCCGAGACGGCGCGUACCGAGGCGGCCAACUACCGCUCCGACUACGGAGCGCCGAUCCCAGCCCGCCACCUGGCCGACCGGCUGGGCAUGUACCUGCACGCGUACACGCUGUACUCGUUCGUGCGUCCGUUCGGCUGCAGCGUCAUGAUGGCCGCGUGCGACGACGACGGCCCGGAGCUCUUCAUGGCUGAUCCGUCCGGCGUGCACUUCGGCUACUACGGGUGCUCCAUCGGCAAGGCGCGCCAGGCGGCCAAGACCGAGAUCGAGAAGCUGAAGACGGUCGACAUGACGUGCGAGGAGCUCAUCAAGGAGGCCGCCAAGAUCAUCUACGUCAUCCACGACGAGGUCAAGGACAAGGAGUUUGAGCUGGAGCUCAGCUGGGUGGGCAAGCACACCGACGGGAAGCACAAGCUUGUCUCCAAGGAGGUGCACGAGGCGGCCGAGAGGUACGCCAAGGCGGCGCUAGAGGAGGACUCGGACUCGGACGAGGGCAUGUGAUCGCUGCCGUCUGGCUCGCGCAGCGCUGCGGCUGUGGCGCCGCGCUGGACUGUCGCGUGUCGUGCUGCUCUGCGGCUCGAACACGUCUCACUACACCGGGCUGGCGCUAGACCUGCUGUCAGAAGAAGAACAACGCAUCGGCGGGCUUGGCGUGCGAUUCCGCUGUGGUGGGCGCCGCAUAUUCUUCUUUUCUUUAAGUGAUUCGCCAAUACAACUGUGACACACCUGA